Cynocephalus volans (Philippine flying lemur) is the source of this 3163-nucleotide messenger RNA. RefSeq names its product inositol polyphosphate-5-phosphatase J (gene INPP5J). Gene Ontology annotation, cellular component: cytoplasm; plasma membrane; ruffle. Bases 1 to 3006 code for a protein of 1001 amino acids. The transcript is spliced from 13 exons. Gene Ontology annotation, biological process: phosphatidylinositol dephosphorylation; negative regulation of peptidyl-serine phosphorylation. Lineage: Eukaryota; Metazoa; Chordata; Mammalia; Dermoptera; Cynocephalidae. The record is from RefSeq and is a predicted model, not a curated record. Gene Ontology annotation, molecular function: phosphatidylinositol-4,5-bisphosphate 5-phosphatase activity; phosphatidylinositol-3,4,5-trisphosphate 5-phosphatase activity.
AUGGAGGGCCAGAGCGGCCGAGGCAGCAGGAGGCCAGGGAUACAGGCUUGCCUGGGCUCCCUGCCCAUGCCCCAUGGCGUUUCCCAAACUGGGGCAACCUCCAAGGUGGACUCAAGUUUUCAGCUCCCAGCAAAGGAGAAUGCAACCCUAGCACCCACGGAACCAAGGUUGGCUCCGGUACCUGUGGGGCCACGAGCAGCUAUGUCACCUUCCUCAGAGGGGCCAAAGCAGGCUCUGGCAUCUCCCCGACCCAUCCUGGCUCCACUGUCUACCCCUGGAGGGAAGAAAACAGCUCCUGACCACCACAGUUCCAGCGUGGCUCCAACAACUGUGGGCCAGCUGGUGAUAUCUGCCUCAGCUGGACCAAAGCCUCCCCCAGCAACCUCGGGCUCAAUCCUGGCUCCAUCACUGGGGCAGCUGGUGAUGUCUGCCUCAGCUGGGCCGAGAUCUCCCCCAGCAACCCUGGGGCCCAGUAUGGCUCCAACUUCCAGGGACCUGAAGCAGGUGCCACUCACCUCCAUGGGACCCAAACCAGCACUGGCAGCCUCAGGUCUGAGUCUAGCCCUGGCUUCUGAGGAACAGCCUCUACAGCCCCCAUCCAGCCCUUCUCCUGUGCCCAGUCCAGUUCUGUCACCUUCUCAGGAGCAGGCUCUGGCUCCAGCACCCACGGCAUCAGCUACAGCUUCUGUGGGAUGGACACCAGCUAGACAGAGGGAUACCCCAGCUUCUAGACCUCUCCCAUCUUCUGAGGGGCAUCUCCAGCCUACAGCUCAGGCAUCUGGUCCUAUGAGCUCCCCAUCCUCUAUCCAAGCCUCCCCGGACCCCCGGUUCUCCCCCUCUUUCCGAGCCCGGCCUGAGGCCCCCCGCAGUAGCCCUGAGGAUCCUGUCCUGUCACGGCCACCCCAGACCCUGCCCUUGGAUGUGGGCCAAGGCCCUCCAGAGCCUGGCACCCACUCUCCUGGACUUCUGUCCCCUACCUUCCAGCCAGGGACCUCCUCAGGCCAGACUAUGCCCCUACCUCUGCCCAAGCCACCUCGAUCUCCCAGCCGCUCCCCCAACCGCUCUCCCUGUGUUCCCCUGGCCUCUGAGAUGGCCCUCCCCAAGCCUGGCACCCAGGGUGCAGGGCCUGGCAGGUGCCUGAGCCCCAACCUUCAGGACCAAGAAGCCCCAGCCCUGGUCACCACCUCCCCUUCUACAUCCACCUCGUCGUCCUCCUCUUGGUCAGCUCAGCCUACUUGCAAGAGCGACCCUGGCUUCCGGAUCACUGUGGUCACAUGGAACGUGGGCACUGCCAUGCCCCCAGACGAUGUCAUGUCCCUCCUCCACCUGGGCAGUGGUGAUGACAGUGACGGCGCAGACAUGAUCGCCAUAGGGUUGCAGGAAGUAAACUCCAUGAUCAACAAGCGGCUCAAGGACGCUCUUUUCACUGACCAGUGGAGCGAGCUCUUCAUGGACGCGCUGGGGCCCUUCAACUUUGUGCUGGUGAGUACUGUGAGGAUGCAGGGCGUCAUCCUGCUGCUGUUCGCCAAGUACUACCACCUGCCCUUCCUGCGGGACGUGCAGACCGAUUGCACGCGCACUGGCCUGGGUGGCUACUGGGGUAACAAAGGCGGAGUGAGCGUGCGCUUGGCGGCCUUCGGGCACAUGCUCUGCUUCCUGAACUGCCACUUACCCGCACAUAUGGACAAGGCGGAGCAGCGCAAGGACGACUUCCAGACCAUCCUCAGCCUCCAGCAAUUCCAGGGGCCGGGUGCACAAGGCAUUCUGGAUCACGACCUCGUGUUCUGGUUCGGGGACCUGAACUUCCGCAUCGAGAGCUACGACUUGCACUUCGUCAAGUUUGCCAUCGACAGCAACCAGCUCCAUCAGCUCUGGGAGAAGGACCAGCUCAACAUGGCCAAGAAUACCUGGCCCAUCUUGAAGGGCUUCCAGGAGGGGCCCCUCAACUUUGCUCCCACCUUCAAGUUUGAUGUGGGUACAAACAAAUAUGACACCAGCGCCAAGAAGCGGAAGCCAGCCUGGACGGACCGUAUCCUGUGGAAGGUCAAGGCUCUAGGUGGGGGUCCCAGCCCCUCAGGACGGGAGAGCCACCGGCUCCAGGUGACCCAGCACAGCUACCGCAGCCACAUGGAAUACACUGUCAGUGACCACAAGCCCGUGGCCGCCCAGUUUGUCCUGCAUUUUGCCUUCAGGGACGACGUGCCACUGGUACGGCUGGAGGUGACAGAUGAGUGGGUGCGGCCAGAGCAGGCUGUGGCGAGGUACCGCAUGGAAACAGUGUUCGCUCGCAGCUCCUGGGACUGGAUCGGCUUGUACCGGGUGGGUUUCCGCCACUGCAAGGACUAUGUGGCUUAUGUCUGGGCCAAACAUGAAGACGUGGAUGGGAAUAUCUACCAGGUGACAUUCAGUGAGGAAUCACUGCCCAAGGGCCAUGGAGACUUCAUCCUGGGCUAUUAUAGCCACAAUCACAGCAUCCUCAUUGGUGUCACUGAACCCUUCCAGAUCUCACUGCCCACCUCGGAGUUGGCCAGCAGCAGUACAGACAGCUCAGGCACCAGCUCGGAGGGUGAGGAUGACAGCACAAUGGAGCUGCUAGCACCCAAGUCCCGCAGUCCCAGCCCUGGCAAAUCCAAGCGACACCGUAGCCGCAGCCCGGGCCUGGCCCGUUUUCCCAGUCUUGCCCUACGGCCUUCAUCCCGGGAACGUCGUGGUGCCAGCCGUAGCCCCUCACCCCAGAGCCGCCGCCUGCCCCGGGUGGCUCCCAACAGGGGCAAUGACGGUGGCAGCCGGGGCAGUAGUGAGGAGGGGCCCCCUGGGCCUGGCCCCUGGGUCUUCCCACCAGCUGUGCCUAGAAGGCUGGGUCUGCUGCCUUCCUUGCGCCUGGAGACUGUAGACUCUCAUGGUGGUGGCUCCUGGGGACCUGAUCAGGAGGCCCUGUCCCCUGAAAGCCUGUCCCCCAGCCCCCAGGGCCGGCAGGGACUGGAAGAAGGGGGCCUGGGGCCCUGAGGUUGGGCAGGCAGAUGGGCCCAGGUGGUCCCAACUCCGCUUCAAUCUUCUGCAAACCUGUCUGCCUUUCUCCUGCUGUUGCUCCAGCUGUAUCUGUACCUGCCAUUUGUCCCAGCCAGGGGUGGCCAACUGGGGUCCCCCAAAACUAGGUCCUGGC